This is a messenger RNA of Acanthopagrus latus (yellowfin seabream), 859 nucleotides long. It is a transcript of the gene ccdc12, whose product is annotated as coiled-coil domain containing 12. The transcript has 7 exons. Bases 40 to 567 code for a protein of 175 amino acids. The record is from RefSeq and is a predicted model, not a curated record. NCBI's taxonomy places the organism in Eukaryota, Metazoa, Chordata, Actinopteri, Spariformes, Sparidae. Gene Ontology annotation, cellular component: post-mRNA release spliceosomal complex; U2-type spliceosomal complex.
GACGGUCGAUUUUACCUCCUCAGUCAGGCCCGCCAAUGGAUGUCAGAUAGAAUUGAGCGGCGUGUAGAUAUAAACAUGGAGAAAAAUGUCGGGUCACUACAGGAGCAGGCCCUGAAGAGAAAAGAGAGGCUAAAGGCACUAAGAGACAAACAGCUUCAUGGCCGAGAGGAGGAGGAGGGGGAGCCAGAGAGCAAAAAAGCUUCACUUGAGGAGACCACUGAGGAGAGGCACAGAGAGCUGAAGCUGAGGAAUUACACGCCAGAGGAUGAAGAUCUGAAGCAGAGGCAGGUGCCCAAAGCCAAACCUGCAUCAGUGGAGGAUAAAGUAAAAGACCAGUUAGAGGCCGCUAAUCCAGAGCCCAUAAUUGAAGAAGUGGAUUUGGCCAACCUUGCCCCAAGAAAACCAGACUGGGAUCUAAAGCGUGACGUGGCAAAGAAACUGGAGAAGCUGGAGAGGAGAACACAGAGAGCCAUCGCUGAGCUCAUCCGGGAUCGUCUCAAAGGCAGCGAGGAUGAAUUGGCCGGAGCGGUGGGAGCAGUAGGAGAGGAGGACGGAGACUCGGACUGAACCCAAGAUGCAACAGAUUUAAAAGAAGGAGACUUCCAAGAGGGAUGUCCGGUUUACUGCGACUGCACUGUCACAUCAGUGUUGUGCUCAGAGAGACUUUGAUCUCUACUGGGAGUAAAAUAAUGUUCUGUCAGGUCUUCAUACUUCCUGCAUUGUGUCAUUGUAUUAUUACAUAAAUAUGUGGCAGUACAUUGACGUUAUGUGAUAUAUUGAGGUGCAUUGUUGAUGUAAGCAAUAGUUUGUUGUAAUUUUUUAUAUUUUCAAGUAAAAUAAUAAGAAUUUUUCAAAUUCC